CGGUGUGCUGUGAUCAGGUCCUGGUGUUAGGAGUUGAAGAAGUAGCGGAUUUAAAAACUUUCUGUCUGCUAUCCUGUUCGGCGAAAUAGCACUUCAAGAAGAGUCCCUGUUUUCCAAAAGGAAAAGAAAUGGCGUUUUAAAUCAUAUCUGUAUUCCUGCUUUCCGUGAAAAUUCGUGUGCUUUGCUUCCCGCAACGCACUUUAAAAGACAAUUCUGAAACUAUGGGGUGUAUCACAGCUAUUUCCUCCACUUAUUGCACGAUUUGUGCUUUUGAACAAUUUGAUCGUAGCAGACGACACAAUGGCGGCAUCGAUCCUUCGCAGCAAAAUUCCUCUCAUUUCCACAGUCGAGCUUGGCGCUCUCCUUCUUCGACAGGCUAGCAUUCCUAGCCAAUCAGAGCCUGCAACAGGGGUGGAGCCAGUGGAGAGGCAGCACAUAAUUGGUGAUGGUCACUCAGAUUGGAUGACAGAAAAAGUUGAUUUGUCUUCAUUUGUGUCGACGACUGAGUCUUCUCCGAGCUCAUCACUUCCACCCUCACCAUUAGACCAGGAUGUCAAGGUGCCCUCGGAUCUGGAGGUCAUGACCUCUCUAUUGCAGGAGGAGCUAGCUCAGCUUGAGGACUACUUCCGUUCUGAGUCCACAUCAACAACAAAUAAGUUGGACAAAUCCUCAAAAUGUGACAAAGGUGCCCAAGCCAUGGGCUCCCAGUCUUAUUAUCAGUUGCCCUAUGGUUCGUAUGGGACCAGCCAAUCAGAAACAAGCCCUGUGGUUGUUACCUUGGCAACAGGGGAACUGGACCUGGCCAGCUUCUGUGGUGGUCCGAUUGGAAGAACCAAAAUUGCUCGACCUGCUCCAUACAACUACCAUCACCGCUACCACCAUAAUAACGGGCGAAGAAUAAUCAGUGAGGCUGUGAAAGUCGGGGACGAAGUUGGACUUGAUACAUGGGGAACCAGAGGAAGUUACUCAGGAAGCACAGAGUUGUCUGUGAACCAUUACUCUACACUGAAGACAGUAAGCAAGAGCAGCCUUGGUAGUGUUAAGAAGGUGAGAGAAUGUGCUUUAUCAUUGAAGGAAGAGGACAGUUAUUUUUCAGAAGGAAUGUUUUGUAGCGAAGAGAUUGCUCGAGGUUUUUGUUUGGGUGGCUCAUAUGACAGCCAUCACAAGCGAGAGGGACAGUUGAUGCACAAUGUGAAGGUCAACGUAAGUUACGACAGCACAGGGCUUGACAUCUUGCACUGCAGCAAAGAUGGAGGACUUUCUGGAAAUAUACCCCAAGAGACAAUGAUGUCCAGUGAUGGCUACUUCCACCAGUCAAUGGCGAGCACAGAACCUUACCAUAGCUUUAUAGGUGAUCUAGAUCAGCAGUCACAAGCACAGGCUGUAGAGCCCCAACAUGGCCACUACCUCUAUCCAGAAUGCCUUGCAGACCAAAGCUAUGAAUGUCUGUCCAGAGGUGAGGACAAUGGGCCACUGAUGGGGAACCCUAUCCACCGCCCUUCCCACAGGCUAAAGGACGACCCCUGCUCAAUGAAGCCAUCUCUGGUGAUGGGCGCAGUUUCUCUGGAUGCCAGCAGUGGAGAAAGAAAGCAGAAGAAGAGAGAUCAGAAUAAAACUGCUGCUCAUAGGUACAGGCUGCGUAAGAGGGCGGAGCUGGAUUCUCUGGAAGAGGAGCUACAUGGCCUUGAGGGGCAGAACCGGGAGCUUCGUGACAAGGCGGAGUCUGUGGAGCGAGAAAUCCAAUACGUCAAAGAUUUACUGAUCGAGGUCUACAAGGCUCGCAGUCAGCGUCUCAAACAGGAUGGCAGUGCCUAACAAUGCUAAUGCUGACCUCACCACAAACCUCCCAAACAGCAUCAAGAGACAAAGCACAACACCAACUGAUUUUGGCACCAAAAAAUGUAGUUACAUGUUUUUGGUAGUUCUUUUCUAAAAGCAAAUCUAAUAUUUCCAAGAGGAUGGCCAAACAAAAACACACCUUUUCCUAAAAAUAGAACAGCAGCUUCCAAAUGGGUGACUAAACUACAUGUAUAACGAGCCUUUGUGAGUAGGCUUCUGGAGGAGAUGGUGAACUUGUCCGUGACCACUGUGAUCCGAACUGCAUUCACAGCCUUGUGAUGACUGAGUUUUGGGCUUGCAACAAUCGAUCGUUUACAAAACACCUUUGAGUUAGUAUUAGUGAUUGAACUCCUGUGGUUUUUGUGAUCAGCAGCAUCGGGGCAGAUCCAUACUAUUAAAUAUAUUUUUAUUUUCCAUUUUAUUUUGUCUUAAUGUUCAUUUGCUUACACAAUCUACUAAAUAAAGGGAUUGCUUGAAAACGUGUGUAACAUGCUCUACAAAUAUUCAUUAUCAGAAACAUUUAGAGAUUUGUAUUGCUAAAAUGUUGAGUAUUUACACCUUUACCCCACUGAAUACCCAAUGCAUGUUUGAUUUUGGAAAAGCAUGUGUGAGUGUUAUUUGAAGGCAGUAUUCUGUUAAGUGCAUGGCUUUAAGAUCUCCAAUCCGUCAGUUUAUCUGAGUUGACUUUCUUCUUGUCAUCAGCUGGUGACGUGAGUUCCCUCCAGCAUGACUCAUGCUCAGGUUUUGGUUUUCUGCUUGGAGAAACAGGAACUUUUGCCGUCUUCUUUUUUUUUCUCUUCUCUCGCUCUCUCGGCUGUAUUUUGCGAACAAACAAUCACUUGUUGAUACAACAAUAAAACGUUGGGUAAGGGUAACUUCGUGGGAAUUAUGUUUUCAAAGUUGAUAAACUAAUUUGUCUCAUUUCAGGUCCUUUAACCUGUCAUUGUCAGGUCAAUUACAGCCAAAUAAAAAAACUUAUGUAGUUUCA
Betta splendens (Siamese fighting fish) is the source of this 2827-nucleotide messenger RNA. RefSeq names its product activating transcription factor 5b (gene atf5b). Gene Ontology annotation, biological process: regulation of transcription by RNA polymerase II. Gene Ontology annotation, molecular function: RNA polymerase II transcription regulatory region sequence-specific DNA binding; DNA-binding transcription activator activity, RNA polymerase II-specific. Gene Ontology annotation, cellular component: nucleus. The record is from RefSeq and is a predicted model, not a curated record. The coding region runs from base 301 to 1815 and encodes 504 amino acids. The transcript has 4 exons. NCBI's taxonomy places the organism in Eukaryota, Metazoa, Chordata, Actinopteri, Anabantiformes, Osphronemidae.